AUGGAAACACACAUGCCCGACUUUGCUCUGCCCUCCUCACACCAAACGCUGAAUGGACAGAAGAUGGCAAAAUCGGCAAGGGACUCUUUUUCAGCCUACAACAGCAAGUACCUCACUGUUCCUCACAACCGUACUUCCUGGCAUAGCAGUGGGACCAAUGAAGUGCUUGAAGCAUCAGUGGUGUCCCACAGGAGUUCUAUUAUCAACAACUACGUGGACGGAGCCCAGGGAGAUGCCCGGGACACGGCCUCCCCGAGCGGCCUGCACUUCAGGGACARCAAGAGGAAGGUUGACUAUGUCCUGGCCUACCACUACCGCCGACGCCUGGCCCGGCACACGCCCGGGGCGGCCUCUCCAGAGCCGGUGCRCAGAUCCGCCUCCGUGGCCCUGGUUUCCAACGGAGGCACCGGGAAUGGCCGUGCCGAGCCCCGGCAGCAGCAGCAGCAGGACGAUGGCCAGCGUGCUCUGCAUGAGGGGCCGGGGCUGCCGGGGCUGCCGGAGGGGGAGCUCAGCCCGCUGGACGCCCUGGAGGAGGAGAAGCGGCUGCAGCGGGAGGAGUACGAACAAAACCUGCUGGAAGCGGGGCUGGAGAUUGAGAAAGACCCUGAGAACAAGAGCCAAGGAUUGAGUUUUGUCCGUAUACACGCACCUUGGCAAGUCCUUAGUCGAGAAGCAGAAAUCCUUAAAAUAAAAAUGCCCACUAAAAAGAUGUACGAAAUCAAAGAAGAAGGGGGAAUGCUCAAAACAUUAAAUGAAAUAUGGUGCAAAUUGACAGAACCUCUGCAACCCCACGUGCCACAACAAGAAAAUACCAAGAYGAAAAACUUGUCCUACCCAUUUUCUAGAGAAAAAAUAUAUUUGUAUAACAUCAGAGACAAAAACACCUUUUUUGACAACGCCACCCGCAGCCGAAUAGUGAGAGAAAUUUUGAAGCGCACAUCUACAAAGGCCAGAAACAGCAUGGGCAUUGGCACAUUAAUAGCAAACAAUGUUUAUGAUGCAGCCUACCCACUUCACGAUGGUGAAUAUGAAGGACAAAAUGAAGACAUGAAUGAAAGAAAGUUGCUGUAUCAAGAAUGGGCAAGAUAUGGAGUCUUUUACAAGUUUCAGCCUAUUGAUCUCAUAAGGAAGUAUUUUGGAGAAAAGAUCGGACUUUAUUUUGCAUGGCUGGGUUUAUACACAGAAUUCCUCAUUCCGUCUUCGGUAGUUGGGAUUAUUGUAUUUCUAUAUGGAUGUGUAACCAUUGAAAGUGACAUUCCUAGUARAGAGAUGUGUGACCAACGCAAUGCCUUCACCAUGUGCCCCCUGUGUGACAAGUUCUGUGAUUACUGGAACCUCAGCUCUGCCUGUGCCACCGCUCGAGCGAGUCACUUGUUUGACAACCCUGCCACGGUUUUCUUCUCCAUCUUUAUGGCUCUCUGGGCUACCAUGUUCCUUGAACAAUGGAAGCGUUUGCAGAUGAGAUUGAGUUACUUCUGGGAUCUAAGUGGACUGGAAGAAGAAGAAGAGCAUUCCAGACCAGAGUACGAAACCAAACUGCUGCAGAAAAAGCUGAAAAAGAAAAACAUCACAACAGAAAAUUCAAAYGAGAAUGAAAAGGAGAAGCUGACAUGGAGUGACCGCAUGCCUGGAUACGCAGCAAACUUUGGGCUGAUUUUAUUUAUGAUUAUGCUGACAUUUUCAGCAGUGUUUGGUGUCAUUGUGUACAGAAUCACUACAGCAGCAGCCUUGUCCUUCAGCACAAAUGAGACAACCAGGUCCAACGCUCGAGUGACKGUGACUGCCACUGCUGUCAUCAUAAACCUCGUGGUGGUCCUUAUUCUUGAUGAAAUUUAUGGAGCUGUGGCCAAAUGGCUGACAGAAAUUGAAAUUCCAAAAACAGAGAAAACCUUUGAGGAGAGAGUGGUUUUGAAAGCAUUCCUACUGAAGUUUGUGAAUUCUUAUGCAUCAAUUUUUUAUGUUGCCUUUUUUAAAGGAAGGUUUGUUGGCCGUCCUGGUCGUUAUGUGUACGUGUUCGAAGGGUAUAGGAUGGAAGAGUGUGCUCCAGGAGGGUGUCUGAUGGAACUCUGCAUUCAGCUGAGCAUCAUCAUGCUUGGAAAACAACUGAUCCAAAACAAUCUGUUUGAAAUUGGAAUCCCGAAGCUAAAGAAGCUCUUCAGGAAGCUGAAGGAUGAAAGAUCUGAGCCAAAGGAAAUGGACUCCAACCAAUCAAAGGCCCCUCAGCAAUGGGAUCUUGACUACACCUUGGAACCUUUCACUGGGCUGACUCCAGAAUACAUGGAAAUGAUUAUCCAGUUUGGCUUUGUCACACUCUUUGUUGCCUCCUUUCCUCUGGCUCCUCUCUUUGCWCUUCUGAACAACAUCAUUGAAGUUCGCCUUGAUGCAAAGAAGUUUGUUACUGAGCUGAGGAGGCCAGACACAGUGAGAGAAAAAGAUAUAGGUAUUUGGUAUAACAUUUUGAGUUGCAUUGGAAAGCUCUCAGUGAUCAUUAAUGCUUUCGUCAUCGCUGUCACCUCUGAUUUCAUCCCACGCCUUAUGUAUCAAUAUGCAUACAGCCAGAAUGGAACCCUGCAUGGCUUCAUCAAUCACACYCUCUCAUACUUCAAUGUCAGUCAGCUCAAGGCUGGGACACAGCCAGAAAACUCCCUGUUUGCACAGGAUGUUUCAUUCUGCAGGUUCAAAGACUACAGAGAGCCACCCUGGUCCCCACAGCAGUACGAGUUUUCUAAGCAGUACUGGGCGGUCCUAUCUGCUCGCUUGGCUUUUGUGAUUCUGUUUCAGAAUUUGGUGAUGUUCCUCAGUGUUCUGGUUGACUGGCUGAUCCCUGACAUCCCCAAGGACAUCAGUGAACAGAUCAAAAAGGAGAAAGCAUUGCUUGUUGACUUCUUCCUGAAGGAAGAGCAUGAAAAGCUGAAGCUGAUCGAAAGCUUUAUCGCACGUGACAAGCGAAAACGCAGAAGUGGGACCAAAAGCAAAAGGGCUGCCAGCUUCUCCCAGUGCCACCGCAGCCCCAAGGGCAGCUUCACCUCCUUCAGCUCACAGCACACUGUGGUGUGACUCCUGAGGGAGGGAAACAGCCUCUGCUUACUGUGUGAUGUGAUUCUGAGCCUGGAGCAAGGAAAGGAGGGACAAGAGCAAGAGGAGGCUGGUUUGCUUCCUUAAAACCUCCAGAUGUGAGGGUCUCUAUUAGAAUUUAAAUGCUCUCUGGGCUGCAGCAUUCCCAGACUUUAUCAGUGUGAGAUAAGGGCUAUGCUGUGGCUGUAGCUGGUUCUUGUGGUGAUGAUGUGAGUUGGGUGGGCAUGCGGGAAUUCUCCUGGUAGGAACUCUCCUGGCUCGUGGGACUGCAGCCAUCCCUUCUCCUGCAGAUUCCCAGGGGUGCACAGGGACACUCCUGCUUUAGUCUCUACCCUUGGGCAGAUUGGACUGACCCURGGGAAGGACUGACCAUGGAGAGGUGCACACAGAUCAUGAUCUCAUCGCCUGUAGCUGCCAGAGGAGGAUUUGCAAACAUGUGGAGUUUCAAGGAGUCACGGUGCCUUCCUAAAAUACACUGCCACAUGGUGCCACCUCUGUAGGACAUGCAGGGCUCUGGGAGAUCAGGGAUCAGAAGGAAUUUARAUCACUGGGUGCUUGCAUCUAUGGAUAUAUUGUGCUUUGCUUAGCAGGAGCUGGAGYGCACGUGCUGGUGAGCAGGGAGGCCACAAUGCGUGCAUCUGAAUGGCUGAAGCUGCCAGACCCAGGGAAGCUCUUUGGCAUUCACUGUCCUGAAUAAAAAAACUAAAAACCAAACCCUGCAUGUUGGAUUGUCCUCUCACUUAGGCUUGGAAUCCUGCCAGCGUYGAGAGGAAUCACGCCACUGAACCACCAGUGUGAAGCUGAGGAGUGAGAAUGGAAUCAAGCCCUGUAAAUCAUGUGGCAUCUUCAUGUACACUGCACGUAAAGUAACAAAAAUUGCUGCUGUUGUGAUUUACUGUAAAAUAUUUCGCAGAACUGCCUUUCCUUGGAAGAUAAACAUAUUCACUAACCAAGCUUUCACCUACAAGCAUUUAAUGAAUACCUGUA
Molecule: messenger RNA, 4062 nt
Organism: Malurus melanocephalus (red-backed fairy wren)
Lineage: Eukaryota; Metazoa; Chordata; Aves; Passeriformes; Maluridae
Gene: ANO2
Product: anoctamin 2
Exons: 25
Coding region: 1-3057 (1018 amino acids)
Biological process (GO): chloride transmembrane transport
Cellular component (GO): plasma membrane
Molecular function (GO): chloride channel activity; protein dimerization activity
Source: RefSeq, a predicted model, not a curated record